AUGGGUGCUGUCAUGCGGGGCCGUUGUCACCGCGGAGAAAGAAGUGAUGGAAGUUCGAGGAGGACGGGGUCCGUCGAGGACGAGAACGAGGAGGACGCGCUCGAGGCCGUCGGGGACGGUGCUCCUGAGCCGCCUUCUGCUGGGCGACAACGAGAACGCGCGAGAGAACGGAGGCAGUUGUGGGCUGCGGACGAGAAGAGAACUGUGGACGGGGCGGGAUCUGGAAGUGAACUGAAUAGGGAGCCGAAGAGAAGGCGACGGUGGGCUUUAUCUGGACUGGAUAAGGGCAGGAUCUCGAUGGCGGGCACAGGCAGCGCUGCUUCCUUUUAA
Molecule: messenger RNA, 330 nt
Organism: Stereum hirsutum FP-91666 SS1
Lineage: Eukaryota; Fungi; Basidiomycota; Agaricomycetes; Russulales; Stereaceae
Exons: 1
Coding region: 1-330 (109 amino acids)
Source: RefSeq, a predicted model, not a curated record